CUUAGGUUGGGAAUCUAUCUAUCUGGCUGUAUGGACAAGGCAAAAAUCAUCAAAUGGAAAUUCAUCCUCCUCUUAAUUCCUGUCAUCAUCUUUGUCAUAACUAUGAGAACUCCCAUGACAUUCAGGGCCGUCCCAAAGCCAUGUGGGGUUCUGCAUACUUGUCCCUUUCAAAUCUCUGAACAGACCAUCACCCCUCUCAACAACACAAAGCACUUACUGGUGUCAGCAUACGCCGACCAGAGAGUUACUGGUUUUGAUAUACGCAUCAUUGGCAUCUUCAGGAGAGACUCCAUCCAGCUCCUUCACUGUCUCUUCUGCUGUUCUGGCUACUUCUCAGGAUCAACUCCAGCAACAAUUUCACAACACUCAGACAACUUUAGUUUUGCCUUCACAACUACUGAUAUCAUGUGUCAGAUUCCUCAACACUGCAAUGCUACACAUGUCACUCUUCUGACUCAGGCAGACGAAAAGAAGAUGUCCGACCAGAUUUGGCUCCCAAUAAGAAACAAAAAGACCAAUGAGAAGGAGGAUGAAAGGUUGCACUUUAACUUCACAGUCUGCAUCUCCAACCUCUUUGGAGACUACAACAAUGUGCUUCAGUUUGCACAAACCCUGGAGAUGUACAGGUCAGCACAGCAGCACCGCAAACCAUUAUGUCAUGCAAACAGGACGAUGCCUCAAUGGAGAGGGGUGCCAGGGUUUAAUAUUCUAGAACACAUCUACAGGAAGGAGCCUGACAGAACCAUAAACCACCCCUACAAGAUGAUAGUGAAGCCAAGGGCAGUGGAGCAGACCUCAGUACAUGAUGUCCUUAAGAUGUUUGGUCAAAAGUUCAAGGUUCCACUGGACAUCUGUCGGAUCAUUCACAGCCCAAUCAGUAUGCCGCGUCAACCAUUACUGGAGCAGCUGCAUGUGGACACCCGACUGUGGGACUUCAAAGACAGAAUGUUGCCCAAUGUGAUCACGGUGCUGAGGAGAGCGGGGCUGCUGAAAUCAGAGGAGUAGAGCUAAUGCAAAGGACUGACAAACACUCAGAUACACAGGCACAACAGUGUAACAGUGAAUGUGCGCUCAGAGCAGCAGGACAUUUAAAAAUACAUUUGUACUAUUUAGGCUGGAAAACGAGUGGAUGACAUGUUGGUCUUGUAACAGUAUUUUUGAGGUAAGACUGAAAAAAAUCUCAUAUUAGCCCCUUUUUAAGAUUGGCCUCUGUGUGUUGUCAUCUCUACAGCCAAAACAGCACACAUCCAGUUGGUCUUGUAACAAUAAUUCUUAAGAUGAGAUCUCAAAAAUGUUUCAUUUAUUUCUCCAAACCACUAUGAGGUCAGACUGAAGCCAACAUGAAAGUAUGGCUUAUUGCUCCUGUCUCUUAAUAUUUACUCCACACACAGUUGUAUUAGAGUCACUAAACCUCGAUUCCGAGUCAAGUCUCGAGUCCCCAGUGUUCAAGCCUGUGGCAAGUCACCAAACAAUAAUUUGAGUUCGAAUCAAGUCCCAGUUACUCGACUCAGAGUCAUUAAGGUCUACAUUAAACACAAAUGACACAACUCUAUUGCGUCACCAUAUUGCACCGCAAUUUGAUUUCUAGAAAGGUGGAGUGUAGGCAUCAAUAGAAGUGUGCUGGAUACAACACAGUGCUCAUCCAAAUACAGUCAAUGCUUGAGUCUAAGUCAUCGGUGCUCCAGUCUAAUUUGAGUAACAAGUCCUAAAAAUCUGGACUUCAGUCGACUCAAGUCCAAGUCCUGGACUCAAGUACUAAACGCUGACUCCAGAACGAAAAAUCUCAAAUUAGGGGGGCUUACAUUCAUUUUUCUAUUCUACUUAUAUUUCUUUCUAGGUGUUUUACUUAUAAUCUAACUUCCUUUGCUGCAACUGUAAAACCAGGACUCUCCCUCUGGGAAUAGUAA
Messenger RNA from Monopterus albus (swamp eel), 1907 nucleotides. RefSeq lists its product as uncharacterized. The transcript is spliced from 3 exons. The coding region runs from base 31 to 1005 and encodes 324 amino acids. Gene Ontology annotation, molecular function: glycosyltransferase activity. NCBI's taxonomy places the organism in Eukaryota, Metazoa, Chordata, Actinopteri, Synbranchiformes, Synbranchidae. Gene Ontology annotation, cellular component: cytoplasm. The record is from RefSeq and is a predicted model, not a curated record.